Molecule: messenger RNA, 1532 nt
Organism: Mya arenaria
Lineage: Eukaryota; Metazoa; Mollusca; Bivalvia; Myida; Myidae
Product: zinc transporter 6-like
Exons: 13
Coding region: 59-1459 (466 amino acids)
Biological process (GO): transmembrane transport; monoatomic cation transport
Cellular component (GO): membrane
Molecular function (GO): monoatomic cation transmembrane transporter activity
Source: RefSeq, a predicted model, not a curated record
UAAAAUCAUUGUCUGCUCCCCUUUCUGUUGACUUGUCAAUUUGUCUUAUUUUUUAGAAAUGUCAGCUUAUGGCAGCAUCCCUGACCUAAUCAGUAGCAGCGUAACAUCAGACACCGGCAAAGCUUCUGCAUAUGAAACAAGUCAUGCUCCACCACAAACCACCAUAUACCCUUUUACAAAUGGCAGAAAAUCUACCAUACAAGCAUUCAUAGCAGAAUUCCAGUCACUUUUACGAUUAAAAGAAGCAAAGAAGAUUGUGGUGUUUCUGGCCCUGAAUGUGUUUGGUACUGGUGUUCUCUUUGUGUGGUGCCAUGACACAAACAGCAUGGCUUUAACAGCCUACACAUAUUUAACCAUCUUUGACAUAUUUAGCUUACUGACAUGCCUGUUGAGUGUAUGGGUGAGGCUUCAACGGCCAACGCCUGCAUACUCAUUUGGGUAUGAGAGAUUUGAGGUGCUGGCCACAUUUGCCACAACCAUGCUGUGCCAGCUAGGAGCUCUCUUUGUAGUCAAAGAAAGCAUUGAAAGAAUCAUACAACAGCCAGAGAUCCACACAGGCCGCCUGCUGGUUGGAGUGGUGUUUGGAUUUAUGUUGCACAUGUUCCUGGUCUACAGCAGUGACAAUAAGGCCCUUAAUCACGUGAUGGCAGCCUCUAGCUCUAGCUGGCUCCAAGAACACACCACAGACAUCAGUGAAAGUAUAUGCCAUGUGAUCCCCGGUCUAAGUAAGCUUCUCCUGCCCCGGAUCAAUCCUCUGACUCUGAUCGCGUUUGCUGGAGGCUUUAUGCUCACAAUCACUCACAUACUCAUAGAUACAAGGGCGUACUACACAUCCGACACCUGUGCUGCCAUGAUGAUUGCCUUUAUGAACAUUGGAACUAUGCUGCCUAUGGCUGUGUACACUGGAAAAAUACUCCUACAGACGACGCCAGCACACAUGCUUGGCCAGCUGGACAAGGUUCUACGUGAGGCCUCGACACUCGAUGGUGUGCUUGAGUUUCGUGAGGAACACUUCUGGACACUCUCAUUUGGAUCGCUGGCUGGUUCAGUGCAGGUCCGUGUGCGUCGUGAUGCCAAUGAGCAGCUGGUCCUUGCACAUGUUUACAACCGCCUCUCCAACCUUGUGUCCACGCUCACCAUACAAAUAUUCAAGGAUGAUUGGACCCGGGCCUCCACAUACAUCAUGGGAUCCAACCCUUCAUUCCCUUCAUAUUCCUACUCUGGCCCCAACCUUGUUCCAGCCCGGGGGCCCUCCCCUACCCAGGAGUUUGGGGGUUACACCUCCCCCGGGGGAAUCCCCAGCAAGCCCCCUACUUCCAUUCUUCAAGGUCAACAGAUAAGGGAACAUGGUGCCACACAAGGUCAAGGACAUUUCUCAGAUCAAGGUCAUGGUCACAGUCAUGGACAUUCACAUGCUCAUGAACACAGUCAUGGAGGAUUAAGAUCUCAGUGGCAUUAAACAUAGUCUGGUAAUAAUGUAAAUGUGUAUAUAUGUGUAUUUAUUUUUGAACAAAUAAAAGUUGUGACAUUUU